Nannizzia gypsea CBS 118893 is the source of this 555-nucleotide messenger RNA. RefSeq lists its product as hypothetical. Bases 1 to 555 code for a protein of 184 amino acids. NCBI's taxonomy places the organism in Eukaryota, Fungi, Ascomycota, Eurotiomycetes, Onygenales, Arthrodermataceae. The record is from RefSeq and is a predicted model, not a curated record. The transcript has 3 exons.
AUGGGUGUGGGGGACAGGCCGCUCUUUAUAUAUCCAAGCAUCGCCCGCUCCCUCCUCGGAAACUGCGAAGGUGCCAAGACCCGCAGAGACACGGCGGGCCAAGUUCGGCUCGCGGUGACGUCAAGGAGUCCUGGCGUUGCUCUCGCGGCCACCGUCGACCAUGGAACUGCGACCCAGGGUAUGGUGGGUCAAGGGAGCAGCAGGAUCCUAUCAGGGCAUCGCAUCCGCCCGACUUACUUUCGGCUUUUGCUCAUUUACUGUAAUGGAGAGGCCGCUUGGCGAUCAGGGAUCUCGAGAACCAUGACAUAUAGUUGUAUACGGAGUAUAUAUUAUUGGGUUCCCUGUGAUUUUGGAAACGGGAGAGAAGAUUAUCCCCUUCCACCCCUGCACGCACUCGGAAAAGGCUUGGCCCGCCACUCCUCCGACCCCGCCAUCUGCGCUCCUAUUGGCUCAAAGAUCAACCACGUGAGCGUCCGCCCAGCCGCCUCCCACCAUCUGGUUGCUCUUGACCAAUGGCAUGCAUCCAAGAAUCUCCGACCGCUUGGCGCAUUCUGA